Beta vulgaris subsp. vulgaris (sugar beet) is the source of this 342-nucleotide messenger RNA. NCBI's taxonomy places the organism in Eukaryota, Viridiplantae, Streptophyta, Magnoliopsida, Caryophyllales, Amaranthaceae. The record is from the annotation of a RefSeq genome assembly.
AUGAGAGAUUCGGGCGUUCUCACGCUUAAUCCCCUACAGCAACUGAAAAGGGAGAAGAAUGAGAAGGUGCCAGUAUACAAAAGAGAUGGAGUAGAAGGGGGUGAGGAAAACAAGAGCCUCAAAGAAGCCCCUCUGAGAGUGCCUCAACCAAGGCUUUCCUUGCUGCUGCUUAUCGACCGGCAGACCGGCUACCAGCAGCAAGAAUGGAAUCUUUUGAGCCUUCAGUUCUUCUUGCCUACAUUUAGGAUGAAUACCAAAUCUACAGUUUCACUAUCUCUUUCAGUGCCUUCUUCGAUUCCCCUUGAAGUAGGGGGUUUCCGUGGGAACGAGAUCAAUCAAUGA